GCAGGAGAGCACAACGCCACGCAUCGAGGCAUCGAGCAGACGAGGACGAUGGCCAUGGCGAGACGGAGGCUUCUCGCGCUCGCGUUCCAGCUCCAGAGGAGGGCUCCGGCGACGCAGCCGUGGCGGCGCGCUUCGCCUCGGUUCCUCUCCUCAGCGGCAUACAGCUCCCUCGAACGUCUGAGGACGCCGCCUUUCGCUGGCCCAGCGGCCAGGAACCCGGCCGCCUCGCCAUGGGAUCGAUUCGGAGGAGGGCAGAAGAGGACCAUGUUCAUCCAGACACAAUCGACCCCGAACCCGCAGUCACUCAUGUUCUAUCCUGGAAAGCCAGUUAUGGAGGUUGGGAGCUCAGAUUUUCCUAAUGCUCGGACUGCGAUGACAUCCCCUUUGGCUAAGGCACUGUUUGCGAUCGAUGGAGUAACCAGGGUAUUCUUCGGAUCUGAUUUUGUAACUGUUACAAAAUCAGAAGAAACUUCUUGGGAUUACCUUAAACCUGAGGUUUUUGCUGCGAUAAUGGAUUUUUACUCAUCUGGGCAACCAAUUUUUCUGGACUCAAAUGUUGCAGCUUCUAUGGACACAGCAAUUCAUGAGGAUGAUUCAGAAAUAGUUGCCAUGAUAAAAGAAUUGUUGGAGACUCGCAUUCGGCCAGCUGUUCAAGAUGAUGGUGGUGACAUCGAAUACCGAGGAUUUGAUCCAGAAACAGGGAUAGUUAAGCUUAAAAUGCAAGGUGCCUGCAGCGGCUGUCCAAGUUCAUCCGUCACAUUGAAGUCUGGGAUAGAAAACAUGCUUAUGCACUAUGUGCCUGAGGUGAAAGGAGUAGAGCAAGAGUUUGAUGGUGACGAGGAAGCUGAACUGGCUGGACAGCUGGAAUGAGCUUUUUCAGUUAUAAGGGUCAACGCAUCCUCUUCAAAUGUUGUAGCAAACUUUGCACGUAAAUGUUUGGGGCUGUUUCGACAUCCCAAAAGGUUAUCCACAUGUUUGGUUUCUGAGAGACUUUUGUGAUGAUUAGUAGUCAUUACCAAUCUUAAUGUAUGGAGGCAGACUACCAUAGAUAGCAGAGGGGCAGUAGUCUGAACCAACAUCAGUUGCAGUAGGGUUCAAAUAAAGUGACACUGUGAAUUGCUUUUCAUUUGCCGAAUUGCUGUAUAUAUGCUGAGCUUGUCUAAUCAAUUACGAAUAUAAUUUCACGGGGUUGUUUUGCUUGUA
Molecule: messenger RNA, 1203 nt
Organism: Setaria italica (foxtail millet)
Lineage: Eukaryota; Viridiplantae; Streptophyta; Magnoliopsida; Poales; Poaceae
Product: nifU-like protein 4, mitochondrial
Exons: 6
Coding region: 49-870 (273 amino acids)
Biological process (GO): iron-sulfur cluster assembly
Cellular component (GO): mitochondrion
Molecular function (GO): iron ion binding; iron-sulfur cluster binding
Source: RefSeq, a predicted model, not a curated record